GCGAACAGCAGGAGUGGGCGGGCUUUCAAGUUUUGAAGCUAUUGGAAAGUAAAAUACACACCACACUUCAAAAUCGUAGGGCACUGGGUAGGCUUUUAGCACCCGAUGUGGUUGUGUAUUUGGAGUUUCUCAUCGCCACUUCCAAGUUACCGUGGGAAAGUCACUAACUACAGUAUCCUAACUGUAGGAUAUAUCGUAGUAGGAUUUAUUUAACAACAGUUGAAACCUGUUGCCUCCCGCUGUUGGACAAAACGGCAUUUUCAUUCGCUCUACCUACAGUUUCAGUGGACUUGGAAGUUUAAAUCCUUUCGUGAAUUAAAAUCGAAAGAAAACCCACCUGGCCGUCUGGUAACUGGUUCAACAAACUGCAGCAGAAGGGGAAUGUGGAUUGUUGACGAUAGCCAAUCCUUCCGUUGGCUGUUCUCCAUUUGAAAAACCGUGAGAUGAUUUUAAUGACGUGGUCCAUCAUCCUUCGAGGGGAGACCAACUGCAAAACCAUCAACGUCUGAACAACUCUUGUGACUCCUCUUGUGACUCCUGGUGUCCAGUGGAGAGGAGGCUCCUCAACCCCCCGGAUAUUGAGUGAAGCGAGAGGACUUAAAAAGAGGCACCUAAAAAAUGGAUGCCGUAGACACCAUCCAGAACUCUGCCUUGGAGACCAAAGCUGAGCGCAUCGCCCGCUACAAAGCCGAGAGGAGGAGAGAGCUGGCGGAGCGUUACGGAAACACUGAGGAAGUCAGCUCUAAAUACACCAGGAGGGAAAGGAAAGCUGGUGAGACUUCUGAGAAAGAGAAGCCGGAGAACAGAAGCUCCAAGUCCGAGCAGACGUUAUCUAGCCGGGCCUCCAGGAGUAGGAUGGAAGACCGCGAAGAGUCUGUUGACAGCGAGUCCUCCCAGGAGACCGGGGGGGAUGAGGAGGCCCAACUGGAUACAGCUGCCCCCUCAAAGCCUGCUGCCACCAAGAGGAUUAACUCUAAUCACAGCAUGGACACGCUGCAUGUCGUGGCCCCUCCCCUUCACCCGCCAGUCAAGCCAGGGGCGGGGUCAACCGCGCGUCGCCGACCCCUCCGGUUGCUAAGGGGGGUGUCUGACGGGAGCCGCAUGGCUAGCGGUCGUUUUCGGACGCAGCCGGUGACCGCCAGCGACGUCACAGCGAGUCAAUGCCUUUUGGAAGCUGGGGACGCCGAGGAGCCAGAAGUAACUGAGAGGAAGACUGAUGACAGAGCCAAGAUGAACAUGGCUGCCGACAUGUCUUUGAUUAAGGGGCUGGAGAAGACUGAAGAGUCGUCUCCCCUGACAACAGAGGGGAGUGGUCGCCAUGCCAACAACAACAGCCGAGCGCACACCCAGCCAAUCACAAGCAAGGAGAUGGUGGCGGCAGGCAGCCCUCCCAAGGAGGAAGAGUCUAAAGGCUCAGAGAUGCAGGAGGCUACAGACAAGCGCAGGUCGAAAGGGGAGCGCUCCCACACACAACCGGUCACUGAGUUUGAGGUGAAGAGGCUCUCGUCCUCCAGUUCCCCCCUACCCCUCUCCGACCAAACACCAUACCCCGGAAGCAAGGACGACGAGGACAAGUCCCCUAUACCCUCCCAGACUGUCUUGCUGCAGCGCCAAGACUCUGGCACCCGCAGUGGCAUCAAGGGCAUCCUCAAAAAAGAGUCGUUCCACUAGUGUCG
Molecule: messenger RNA, 1676 nt
Organism: Oncorhynchus gorbuscha (pink salmon)
Lineage: Eukaryota; Metazoa; Chordata; Actinopteri; Salmoniformes; Salmonidae
Product: supervillin-like
Exons: 8
Coding region: 619-1671 (350 amino acids)
Source: RefSeq, a predicted model, not a curated record